Molecule: messenger RNA, 1242 nt
Organism: Cydia pomonella (codling moth)
Lineage: Eukaryota; Metazoa; Arthropoda; Insecta; Lepidoptera; Tortricidae
Product: bilin-binding protein-like
Exons: 4
Coding region: 80-691 (203 amino acids)
Molecular function (GO): pigment binding
Source: RefSeq, a predicted model, not a curated record
CUGGCUAGUACAUUGCUUGAUCUCGACUGGUACAGUUGGCAGCGACUUAAUUUUGAGCUUGUAUUAACCUAACUUAAAAAUGCUGAGAUUAGUCGUGUUGCUCGUAGCGGCAGUUGCUGCUUCAGCUAAUGUCAUCCACGAAAACAAUUGCCCUGUGUUGAAGCCGGUAGAAAACUUCAAUUUAACAGCUUAUCAAGGCACAUGGUACGAGAUCUCCAAGUACCCGAAUUCAGCGGAAAAAAAUGGCAAAUGCGCCUCAGCUGAGUACAAGCUCGACGGAGAAGUGAUGAAGGUGAAGAACAUCCAUGUUGUGGACGGAGUUCAGACGUAUAUUGAAGGCGCGGCCAAGCUAGCUGCUGAUGCUAAUAAGGCUGGCAAGCUGGUCGUCUCGCUUAAGUUUGGAGAUGUGACUAAGGACUCCCAAUUGAAUAUCCUGGCGACGGACUACACACACUACGCCAUAGCCCACAGCUGCAAAUACGAUGAGAAAACCAAGAACCACCAAGAUUUCGCCUGGGUCCUUUCUCGAAGCAAAAAACUAGAGGGUGAUGCCAAGACCGCCGUGGACAACUACCUAAAGGCCAACGCUAAGGAACUGGACGCCACCAAGUUCGUGCAGACCGACUUCUCUGAGGCUGCCUGCAAGUUCACCAGCACUAGCCUAAUCACUGAACCUGUGAAGCACCAUUGAGAACCCUGAAUGCACCAGUUAACUGACCGAAUGUCGCUACUUUUGAUACAUCACAAUACAUAGGAAUUAAUCGUAUGCAUUACAUUUAGUCUCCUUCGUCUUUUUAUUUGCUACAACUUUUCGCUGCCAGAUCUAAACCUUAUGGCACGGUGAUAAAAUCUACCAACGGCCAGUAUUAUUUUGUGUAAGGUCUUAAUGUUAUUCUUUAUUACGAUAUAAAUGACACAGCCUAUUGUCUUUUAUUCGUGAGACACAUCGUUAAAUAUUAUUGUCUCUUUCUUUUUGUAGUAUUUAGGUUAAGGAUUUUUUAAUGGAAGUAAUUGGAAAAGUCUCGUAAAAUGAUGCAUUUUUCUCUUGUUUCUGGUAAUUUAUAUGCAUCUUUAUCUAAGAGGAGCUUUUGAAAAUAACUAACAAGUUCAAAGUUUGAAGUAAUUUGAUGCUGUCUGUUACUGCUACUUUAACUACUUUACAUUUAAUAUGUGAUAAUUUAUGUAAGUCUGUCAAAGUUCAGAAGUUAGUUGAAUAAUUGUGUAAUAAAGAGAUGCUUUCUU